CCGGUUCCCACGGCGGCCGGGGUGGUGCAGUGCGGGACGCUCGCCGGGAUCCUUACUCCCCCAGGGCCUCCAGGUGAGCGCCGGGAGGUGGCAGCGCUGAUUCUCCCGGGCCGGGCUCCGCGCCUCUGCUCCCGGAGCUGCCGCCCGAUCGCCUGGGGACAGGGACAGCCGUCGCGCUCGGACCUCCGCGGGGACCCCUCCCGAAAGGGUGCGCAUAGCCAUGGAGGGCGCAGAGCUGGUUGGGAAGAUCUUUUUCACCUGGCUGACGCUGGUGCUCGGCCUCAUACUCCUGCCUUCGGCCUUCGGGGUGUCUCUGGGCAUCUCAGAGAUGUACAUGAAGAUCCUGGUGAAAACUUUAGAGUGGGCCACGUUACGAAUUGAAAAAGGAGUCCAAAAGGAGUCAGUUCUUAAAAACUCAGCUUCUGUUGGUAUUAUCCAAAGAGAUAAGUCACCCAUGGAAAAAGGGCUCUCUGGUCUGCGAGGAAGGGACUUUGAGCUGUCUGAUGCGUUUUAUUUCUCCAAGAAGGGAUUGGAAGCCAUUGUGGAAGAUGAAGUGACCCAGAGGUUCUCCUCAGAGGAGCUAGUGUCAUGGAAUCUCCUCACAAGGACCAAUAUAAAUUUCCAGUACAUCAGUCUGCGGCUCACCAUGGUGUGGGUGCUGGGCGUCAUAGUACGCUACUGUUUCCUAUUACCUCUGAGGGUUACCUUGGCUUUCAUUGGGAUCAGCUUGUUGGUUAUUGGAACUACAAUGGUUGGGCAGCUUCCAGACAGCAGCUUCAAAAACUGGCUAAGUGAGCUGGUUCACCUGACCUGCUGCCGGAUCUGUGUGCGCUCCCUCUCUGGGACCAUUCAUUAUCACAACAGGCAGUACAGACCCCAGAAGGGAGGCAUUUGUGUUGCCAACCAUACCUCCCCAAUAGAUGUUUUGAUCUUAACAACGGAUGGAUGCUAUGCUAUGGUUGGACAGGUUCAUGGUGGAUUGAUGGGAAUUAUUCAGAGAGCUAUGGUUAAGGCUUGCCCACAUGUCUGGUUUGAACGCUCAGAAAUGAGGGAUCGACACCUGGUUAUUAAGAGACUACAAGAACACAUUACUGAUAAGAAAAAAUUACCCAUAUUAAUCUUUCCUGAAGGAACUUGCAUCAAUAAUACUUCAGUCAUGAUGUUUAAAAAGGGAAGCUUUGAAAUUGGAGGAACCAUAUAUCCAGUUGCAAUUAAGUAUAACCCUCAGUUUGGCGAUGCCUUUUGGAACAGUAGUAAAUACAACAUGGUGAGCUACCUGCUUCGAAUGAUGACCAGCUGGGCCAUCGUCUGUGAUGUGUGGUACUUGCCUCCCAUGACGAGAGAGGAAGGAGAAGAUGCCGUCCAGUUUGCUAAUAGGGUUAAGUCUGCUAUUGCGAGACAAGGAGGAUUGACUGAGCUUCCCUGGGACGGUGGGUUGAAGAGAGAAAAGGUGAAGGACACUUAUAAGGAAGAGCAGCAGAAGAACUACAGCAAGAUGAUUGUUGGCAAUGGAUCUCUCAACUCUGAUUCAGACUGAUUGCCACUCUGGACAUAAAGCUUGGCUUCCCAGACUAGUCCUUAGAAUGGAGUGUGUGUGCGUGUGCGUGUG
Eptesicus fuscus (big brown bat) is the source of this 1609-nucleotide messenger RNA. It is a transcript of the gene GPAT3, whose product is annotated as glycerol-3-phosphate acyltransferase 3. Gene Ontology annotation, biological process: triglyceride biosynthetic process. Bases 221 to 1537 code for a protein of 438 amino acids. Gene Ontology annotation, cellular component: endoplasmic reticulum. The record is from RefSeq and is a predicted model, not a curated record. NCBI's taxonomy places the organism in Eukaryota, Metazoa, Chordata, Mammalia, Chiroptera, Vespertilionidae. The transcript has 13 exons. Gene Ontology annotation, molecular function: glycerol-3-phosphate O-acyltransferase activity.